Molecule: messenger RNA, 1236 nt
Organism: Penicillium daleae
Lineage: Eukaryota; Fungi; Ascomycota; Eurotiomycetes; Eurotiales; Aspergillaceae
Product: BTB/POZ domain-containing protein
Exons: 5
Biological process (GO): protein homooligomerization
Source: RefSeq, a predicted model, not a curated record
AGAAUCCAAUCCUCCACCCCUGCUAGCGCCGGCAAAUCACCAGCCUGUACCCUUCCCCCCGACAAGGUCUUCUCCAUUCAGAUUGGCUCCGAGCUCUUUCGCCUGUCGGGAGCCUCCAUUGCCUCGGACGCACCCUCCUACUUCUCCCGCUUCUUCGAGGAGCAAUUGCGCCUGGUCGAUCCCUCCAAUGUUCGAACUCUCUACAUUGAUCGCGACCCAGCAACUUUUCAGGACAUAGCCCGCCAUCUCCAAGGAUAUCAUGUCCAGCCUCGAGAUGGCGCCCAAUUUGUGAAGCUAUUCGCCGACGCGCAAUUCUACACCUUGCCCCGGUUAAUGUCCCAAUUAUUCGAGUCCGAGAUCUUCAUCCAGAUCGGCGACCACCACUUUCAGAUCCCUCGUGACAUCUUCUCCGGCCCUGGUGACUCCCCCGAACUUCUUUUCCCUUGGUUUCGGCGCGUUUUUUGCCUCGCCCUCCGAGGUCUUCCCCGGGCUGGACCGCGUUGGUCUCCUUCGACCCCCGCUAUCGUGCCCCCGAGCGUCCCCAACCGGUCUGCAGACGUGUUUGCAGAACUGCUUCACCUGCUACGUGGAUACCCGCUGCAUAUUCGAAAUGCCGAUCAUCGUGCAGAGCUGUUACGCGAUUGUCGCUAUUUCCAUCUCCGCGGACUGGAGCAGAAGUUGAUUCCCCACCACAUCAGUUACAAUCCUUUCCGUCAACGCUCGGAGAUUGUGGAUUCGCCUCGGAAGAUGUACGACCGUCCGGUAUUCACUUCGCUCCGGAUACGACUUCUCGAACCGGCGUUGGACGCCUCUACUAUGGUCAAUCGAGCUAUCCGCCGGGCCGAUUUCGUGGGAUUAACCAAGUCUCGCAUGGCGAGCUUGCUCCAAGUAGUGGCCAAGAGGAUGAAUCUUCCGAAUUUGCAAUUGGGCGCGAUCCCUAUCAAGGUCCGCUGGGGACAAGCCACGGAUAUCGUGGUGGACGGUGAAUCGAAUUACACCUGCCCGGCGAAUUUUGCACCAGAUUUAGAGACGGAUGAUGAUUUACCGCCGGCCAAGCGUCACCGUACGGAUGGAUCUGAAUCAUCUUACAAUGAGCCAUGCGUGAUUCGAACAGGGCAAUGGCGACUACUGGUGGAGCCUGACAAUAACGGCGCAUACGAGGCAGUCCUGGUCGCGGUCAAGUUGGACACCUGGACGACUGCGCGAGUGCGAAACCAACAGCAAAAGUUCCUCUGA